Messenger RNA from Rhagoletis zephyria (snowberry fruit fly), 1614 nucleotides. The record is from RefSeq and is a predicted model, not a curated record. NCBI's taxonomy places the organism in Eukaryota, Metazoa, Arthropoda, Insecta, Diptera, Tephritidae.
AUGGUCAUGCAGUAUGGACAGUUCUUUGCGCACGACAUCACCUUCACUCCGAGCUCACGAACCAAGGAAGGCAAAAUGAUUCAGUGCUGUCCGUUUGGCUCAAACGCUCACCAGCAGUGCUACCCGAUUCGAAUUCCCAAAGAGGAUCCAUUCUUCUCCAAAUACGAAGAGGACUGCAUGAACUUUGUGCGCACUGCAAAGUGUCCCCAGUGCAAACUCGGCCCAAGACAGCAGAUGAACCAAAUCACCGCCUACAUUGACGGCUCAAUGAUUUACGGCAGCAUGGAGAACGAAACGAAGGCUUUGUGGACAAACACUGGCCCAGCAGGUCGCAUGCACGUAACGAUGGGUCGCAAUGGCAAGGAGCUGUUGCCUCAGUCUCCUGAGCCCACCAAUGAUCAGUGCUCUAAACCAGAGCAAGACAUGUUCUGUUUCAAAGCCGGUGACAAGCGAGCCAAUCAGCAUCCUGCCCUCACUGCGCUGCACACUAUUUUCGUCCGUCAGCACAAUCGAAUCGUCAAUGAGCUCAAGUACCUCAACCCGCACUGGCAUGGCGAGAUUCUCUAUCAGGAAGCAAAACGCAUCGUCAUUGCCCAGAUUCAGGCGAUCACCUACAAAGAGUGGCUCCCACUGAUCCUCGGCCCUGACGCGAUGAAGUACCUGAAGUUGAAUGUGCAGUACAAGGGUUACAGCAAGUAUGACCCGUACGCGAAUGCUGGCGUCAUCAAUGAGUUCUCCUCGGCUGCCUUCCGCUUUGGCCACUCUCUAGUCAACAGUGUUUUUGCGGAAAUUAUGCCAAACGGUAAAACUUCGGGCUAUCGACUGCGCGAGUUCUUCUUCAACCCAUUCGGUUUCUACGAGGGCCAGCUGGACGCUGUCCUUCGAGGACUGAUUAGCCAGGCUUCGCAGAACCGAGACCCCUUCAUCACUUCGGACAUGAAGAACCACCUGUACCGACCAAAGGACAAUCCCUACGGCUUGGACUUGGCCGCUUUCAACAUUCACCGCGGUCGAGAUCACGGAAUUCGAGGCUACACUGACUAUCUUAAGUUUUGCUUUGAUGAGAAAAUUUACGAGUGGCACCAGCUGGACCAAUACAUGCCGCCCUCGCAGAGAAAGCGAUUUCAGGGCCUGUACAAAAACGUCCAUGAUAUCGAUCUCUUUUCGGCUGGUCUGGCCGAGUAUCCCCUUCCCGGAGCUGCCGUCGGCCCUACUUUUACUUGCAUUAUCGGUAUUCAGUUUUACAAUCUCAAGUACGGAGAUCGUUUCUGGUUUGAGCACGGCUACCAGGCAGGCUCAUUCACUCCAGCGCAACUAUAUGAACUUAGAAAGACGACGUUAGCCAAGAUUAUUUGUGCCAAUUCCGAUGAUAUCGAAUACGUGCAAAAGAAUGUCUUCCGCGGAGAGAGUGAAAGCAAUCCUGUGGUCAGCUGCAAGUCACUGCAGGACACUCAUUUGGGCCCGUGGAAAAACACCGCUGGAGACUUUGUAAAUGGCAAAUACCAUCUUGUGUCGGUGGACGCCACAAAGCAGCCCGUUACGGCAAUGGUGUCGGGAAAAACUUGUCUAAUUGACUUGGUAAUAGUAUUAAAUCCGAAUGAAGCAUCGUCGUAA